Molecule: messenger RNA, 4493 nt
Organism: Eupeodes corollae
Lineage: Eukaryota; Metazoa; Arthropoda; Insecta; Diptera; Syrphidae
Gene: pot
Exons: 9
Coding region: 285-3158 (957 amino acids)
Source: RefSeq, a predicted model, not a curated record
CAAUGGGCAGUCGAAAACAGGUAACCGACGAGUACGGGUAACGUUUGUUUUAUAGAUGUAUUAGUUUAAAUAACAAAAGGUGUAUCUCAAGGUAAUCUGGAAGUUUUGUGAUAUUUUUUUUGUGCGAGAUUAUAGUCUGUUUUGUGACUGUGUGUAACUUGUUGGUGUCUCGACUCUCGACUAUUUAAAAAUUUACUUGCGGAUUACUAAAAGUAAAUAAGUCCUAAAAAAGAACAACAGAAAUAACGACAUUUUUGCAUUUUAUCUUUAAUGCAGUUGAUAAAAUGAUGCGCCUGAGAAAAUCUGCAAAAAUGACAAAGUCAACGAUAACGAUAGCCAUGUCAUCGACGCCGCCACCGUUGUUGGUCAUUGUCCUCUUAGCCAGCAUCCUGUUGCUGCACUAUCCCACUCAUGUUAUGGGUCAAUCGAAUUACGCUUCUCAUGCCAACAACGUUGAAUACCAAGGUGAAGGACUGCCAGAGGAAGCGACUCUCGAUGGAAAGGUGACAAAGCUUGAUGAUCUAAGUCCAAUUAUUUUCCUGAAUCGCACCAAAGCGGCUUUAAAUUGUGCAGCUGGAUCUAUGCAGGUUGGGCUUAAAUUUAAUGAGCCCUUUUUCGGUAUUGCUUAUGCUGAUUUUGACAGAAAUAGUGCCUGUCAGGUUCUUGGUAAAGGAGAACUAAGCUAUAAUCUUGAACUGCCAUUAAAAGGAUGUGGAACCAAACAAGAACCUCAACGUGUUUUUACAAACAACAUUGUUGUACGUUUUCACCCUGGCCUCGAAAUGGACGGUGAUGAAAUAAUAACCAUUGUUUGCAGAUAUCCACCACCAGUUCCAUCAAUUCCACCAGGCCUCCCAGCACCAAUCUUGAAUGAACUUGUAACCGGAGCAAUCUCUGAACCUCCACUUAAGGGCAUUCAAAUUCUUAUGAUCAUAUGUGGAAUCAUGUUCCUUACCUUGUUGCUUCUUGGUCUAGCUGUGUCCUCUUACUGCCUUCGUCGAACACCUAUUCCGAUUGUCCGACGACUUCCGAUGUCAAUGGGAAGUGGUUCAGAGAUCACGAAACUUAGUGACAGUAGUCUUGGCAAUCUUUCAAACUUUGAAGUUUUGAAAAUUCCACGAGCACAUGCUGCACUUGCUGCUGUUCAUAGCUCAUCGGGAAGCGAGGGUGUACUUAUUCCAUCUGACUACCCAAGUGAAUCACAUUCGGAAAUUGAAGAAAUUGACACAAGGUCUUUGCCAUUCAGUUCAGCUGGAAGCUUUGAAAAUCGUGCCUUUGUUCAAGAGACUUCAAGCAUUUACAGUGAAAACUACGGACACACCCAAGAAUUCCAGACGUCUAAUGCUGUGGCAAGUACUGUGCCACGUCUACCAAUUGCUGCCAAGGAAUCUUCACCCAAAUUCGAUGUUCAAGUUAGAGUGAAGAAAUCACCACCACCACCACCAUCCCCUGUGACUUCUGACACUGAGAGUGUUGCUACUUUGCGCCAUGAACGCAAUAACCUCUCUACCAUUAUGGAAACCCAUGAAGACCGUGAGAGUGUCAUAACAAUGGACUCAUUGCCACAAGAUAACGCUCAAAGUCAAUUCACUUAUGUUCCUGAACUUCAUGCUGCCCCCAAAGCUGAGCUGCCACCACAACCGGUCUUCUCAGUUUACACGCGAACUCAUCACGAACUCAAUCCACGCCAGGAAACUUGGUCCGAAGACUUCACUGAUGGAGCAGCAGCUAGCGAAACAAGAAGUAUUAUCUCAAUGGAUUCAGAAGUUAAUGAUAUGCAUUCAGUUGGAGAAUUGGUCGAUACAUCACAUUACUUCGAGACUCACAACCAAUACCUCCCCGAGCCACCAAUUGUUGUCAAGAAACCCCAAAUCUCAUCGCACACCGUUGACGAUGUCUUCCUGCGAACAAUCACUGAGAAGAAGACCAUCGAAGACAUUGAAAGCCAUAAACGCAGAAUCACCGAAUACAAACCCAGACCAGUACCAGAUCCAACUUGGGAUGUUACCAUCCGCAACUACCCCAGUGAACGACAACAACAGCAAUGGGAGAACUUCUCAGAUAUCUCAAGUGCUUCUGGAAUGACCCUAACACCGAAGAUGGAACGUUCGACUUUGAGUAUUCCUCCACCACAGCAUAUUGAAGAAACCGGAAAACAAUUGACAUCACCUCAAUUGGUUGGAAAUAUGAAACCAAUUGAAAUUCCACCCGAGGACAAGGCCGUCCCCAACUGGGAUGUACUAAUUCGAGUGCUGGAAGAACCACAGGAGAAUAUGCCCGACGUCGUUGAUGAUGCCAGUUCGAUUCAGUCCAGUGUCCAUCCCAUGGCUCAUCACAUCAGCUACGAUGACAGAGCUAAAUGGAAGGAAAUCAUAACCACCGAAUCUUCACUCCGAACCAUGCUCACUGAAGCAGUCAUAAGAGAGGACUUCGAACGUAUCCGUCAAGACACUCGCUACGAGAGAAUCUUCGAACCCCAGACUUGGGAUGUUAUUGUACGAAUUCUAGCACCACCAGCCGAUGAUAGCAGCGAUGACAGAGCAGCUGCUAGGCGUUCGAAGAAAAAGGAGGCAUGGGACACCCGUUCACGUCGCAGUUCGUUGCCAACUCUUUACGAAUACGACAGUGAUGGUGGUUCGAGUGUGCGUACAAUUCGAAAUGAUCCCAUCCAUCCAUCGUCCUCAUCGAAUUCUUACCAACCUAGUGGUCGAUCACGUCAUAAUUCUAGAUCCUCAUAUCGUUCCGACAACAUUGACUUCCGUUCCAUGUCCGAGAUGACAGUGGACUUUGCUCGACCUGACCACUUGGAUAAUAUGUCCGAUGCAAGUUCAUUCUAUCCCAACCAAUAUUUUGGCGAUGAAGAGUCAUACGAUCGACGGUCGUUCAAUCGUUCAAUAAGCCAUCCUAGUUUGGCACGUUCGGCUAGUGAAUUCACCGAGCAUUGGGCUGCUCCGGAUAAUUCGGAUAUGUCAUCACCCGAAACAACUCCAAAAUCGAGAAGAUCUCAGCGAAUGGUGACCACAUUCCAAAGUAAGGGUCCUGCACCACCUCCACCACCACGUGCUGGACGAACUGUUACUGAGACUCAAACCCAAUAUGUUGAGUCACACUCAAGCACAUUCCAUACAGAGAACGAACCACGUCCUCGAGAUUGGUAGACAAAAUCCGGAUAAUCCAUCCAGAGAAUUAUCCAGAAUUAAUCAAAAAAUGUAAGAAAUAUUUCUACACGUCACUGCUAAAUGAAAAAACAGCCAAGUUAAAAUUUAUGCUUGAAAUCAGUUUAAAAAAAAUUGUUUCAUAAUAAUUAUGGGUUUCAAAUAAAUAUUGUGCCAAUAACCCAAAUUUCAAUAAAAACAGAAGGAGAAAUAUAAAAUAAUUAAUUUUAUUUUUUGUUUCAUUAAUCAUUUUAGUUAUGUAUAAAUUUAAAUAACGCAAAUUAUCAUCAAAUUUGAAGUUAAAAGCAGUAUGCUGGGAAAAUAUUGGUGAUCUAAUUAAUUAUAUUAACACUGUGAUAUUUUCAAAAAAUAUCUAUUUAAAAAAAUAUAAAAGAAAAAUACAGAAAAUUUAGAAAGAAAAAAAAAAUUACGAGAGAGAUAUUAAAUAAUUUAAAAAUAUUUUAUACAAAUAUUACAGAAUCCAUUUAAAUUUGAAAAAAUCAGAAAAUCUUAAAAUUUAUAUUAAGGUUUUGUUUUCAAAAAUGGACUUUGUGAUAUUUUGAAAUAGCAUUCUUGUUGUGAAUAGAAGAUUAAGAAAUACUCAACAAUACUGCCUUCGUACUUAAGCAACAUUUAAUGAAACAUUUUAUUUUCAAUCUAAUGGCAUCAUGAAAGAGAAUAACGUUUAUUUUUCGUAAAAUUGUAGAAACGAUAAUUUUAAGUUUCUGAAAUUUUUGGAUUGAUAUAAAAAUUUAAAUGCUUUUCUUAUUUUCAUAAAUCAAUAAAAAUAUCAACGAAUUUCAAAUUUCACUAUAAAAACAUUUGUUUUAUUAUAAAUCAAUCCAUUUAACUUGCCAAAAUUUCAAUAUUAUUGAAAAUGCCAAUCACACAGAAGAUGUAACACAAAUCUUUUGUUUCUUUUUUCUUAACAAAAUUUAAGUUCAGCCUUUUUCAUACAGUUUCACAUUUUAUAAUAAAAAAUAUGUAAAAAUGUGAAAAUCUGGAAAAAGUUGAUCUGUAAAUUAGAAAUAAUGUAUUCAGAAAUUUAAUAAAUACAAUUUAAAUUUCUAUACUUAUAACUCAAAUGGGGUUUUAAAACAAAAAGUAUUUUAUUAGAAGAAAAUAAAAUAGAUACUAAAUUAACAAUAUUAAAUAAAAAAUAUCUAAUUUAUAGUUCUUAACGUUAUUUUUUGUAUUUGUAUCUACUCCGUAUAUAAUGUUUAUCUUAUAGGUGGAGGGACUCAAUUGCAAUUUUCAACAACAAUAAAACAGAAUUAUUAUUAUGUUCAUAAAUUUGUUAAUUAAUAUUCCUAUUAAUAAAUUAAUUAAUAAAAUUUU